AUGUUAGACCUUAAACAAAGUCAUUUAAAAUACUACAUCGACACACAACAUUUAGAGUCAAAAAUCCAAAGUUUGCAAUUUGAACUACAAUAUGAAACAAAAAAAUAUGAACGGUCCCUUAAGGACUACAGAUUCACUUUACCAAAUGUUAGGUUAGCUAAAGCCAGUGUUAAGUUAAACGAAGCAUCCAGCGACUAUCCUUCAUCAGAUAACUUCGCGUACCUCUGCCGCGAUGGGUCCUGGCAGCCUCUAAAGAACAACGAGAGACCGUGCGUCUGGUUGAAUAGACCCUGGCCCGUUGUGGUCGCUAAGAGAAAAGUGGCAGCAUCUGUGAGCAAGUUGAUAAGCUCGUUGACAGACGGGGCCCUCUUCGACGGACAUUGGCACGGGGCCCUAUCGGCCCUUCUAGAGGUCCGUGAGGCCCCGACUCCGCUGUACCCGCCCAGGUCACCGUUAGACCACCUGGCUACAGCGAGGGGGUUCAGAGAAGCGUACAGUCAGAGUGGGUGCGAUCCCCCAAGGCAUGUGACGCUUUGCACCACGUCUCUCCUUGCAAAGAACAAAUGUGGGUGGUUAAGCGAAGCGGGCGCAGUCUACGGAAUCACACCACCUUUGCAGUGCACGCUGAGAGACAGCGAGGAGGCGUGCCUGGAUGCUGUCAAACAGCAAGACAGUGACGUCACAGCGGUGGACAGUGACUGGAUGCUGACAGCCACAAGAGAUUUCGACUUAAAGCCGAUUCUUUACGAAGUUACGCCGAUAGUAGAGAAAAUGAACACAGUUGUCGCAUACGUCAAAAAAGGCGCGAAUAUUAACAAAAUGGCGGAUUUGCGCGGGAAAAGGGAGGCCUUCCCGCGCUACGAUGGCUUCGCUUGGCACUCGGUUAUCGAAUAUUUUACGGAAAGUUGCGAUACCAUGUUAAAUAACUACUUUAGCGAGAUUUGCGCUCCUGGGAUCCAAAAAUACAAUUUCAGCCAAGCGGUAAUCGAAAAAUUCACCAAGUCUUGCUAUAUGACAGAUGGAGACGAGAAAACAACACUAUACUCUCUGGUCAACGGCUACAGUGAUGUAGCAUUCGUGAGCAUGGCAACAUAUAAUGAAUAUAUAGCCGAAAUGUCCGGAUCGGAAAUCGCAGUAGAUAUCGUACCAAUAUGUCCCGAAGAGAAUCCAAAAUACUGCUACAUAAGUUGGGCUCACCUCGGACACUUAUACGCUGCUAAGAAUCUUACAGACAUGAGAAGACACGAGAUCAUCAACGUUUUCACGAAGCUGGACCAGCUGUUUGGCAAGCAGCAGCCCUUCCACAAUCCAAUGUUUUCGAUAUACGGCCCAUUUAAUCAUCAAAUGAAUGUUUUGUUCCAUAAUAAUACGAAAACGGUGGCCAUCGUUUUCGUAUUAGAAGGCAUUUUGCAUAUGCAUCCCUAUGACACAAUGCCGUUUAGCUUUGAAAGCAAGAUUUUGAAUUCGACGUUUGACAGAUGUCAAAUAACGGACGAUGUGAAUAAAGCAUUUAUACGAAUGCCCAAUUCCUUAAUUGUGAUAUUGAGUCUAGUCCUAUGUUUAUUUAACGUUAUAAAUGUAAGUUACUCAUAA
This is a messenger RNA of Leptosia nina, 1593 nucleotides long. The record is from the annotation of a GenBank genome assembly. NCBI's taxonomy places the organism in Eukaryota, Metazoa, Arthropoda, Insecta, Lepidoptera, Pieridae.